Molecule: messenger RNA, 1110 nt
Organism: Didymodactylos carnosus
Lineage: Eukaryota; Metazoa; Rotifera; Eurotatoria; Philodinida; Philodinidae
Source: the annotation of a GenBank genome assembly
AUGAAAGGAGCAGGUGGAAAUAGUGGUGUAAUGAAUCGAUUAAUGGUGACCUAUAACAACGGCUUAACUACUUCGUAUAUUCUUAAAGUAAAUUCCGAGCGUACAGAGCAAGCUGCUGCAUUGGGGUUACCACGAGAAGCUUUAUUUUAUGAACAAUUUGCCCGUAAGAUCCAAAAUAUAGUUCCUCGUACUUUUUAUUCGGAAGGAAAUAUGAAAGCAGGUACUAAAGCAAUUGUUCUUGAAGACCUUUCUGUUUUGAAUAGAGAUGGUUAUGAUUAUGCACAGUUGGGUCUGUACUUUACAGCACACUCACCUUUAAAUUGGGAAAAGACACAAAAAGGAGAAAUGGAUCCACUUAUGCUUUCCGGAGAUAAAAUCGAAGAACUUAUGUCGAAGGCUUUUGAAUGUGGUGCUGAUCUUCAUGCUACGUACUGGAACGAUGCAGCGAUGGCUCAAGAUAAGGAUUUAGAUUGGUUGCGUGGCCACGAUUGGUAUCGAGGAGAAGGCAAAGAUACUUGGCAAGCCUCUCAAUCUCUGGUUCACAAUAUAUGGAAAAGUGGAACAAUGAGUAUCUCCGGGUGGGAUUCGAAAUUCGUAAGUUUGCUAGAAGCGUCAUUAACCAAAGUCAAUUGGGAUGAUUUUCAAAAUCGUAUUCAUAAUACAGCCUUUACACUCGUCCAUGGGGACUUCCACCCAGGGAACUUUAUGGUUGCAAGAAAGAAAGAUAGUAAUAAGGUAAUCUUUGGAGAUGUUAAACUCAUGGAUUGGGAAGUAGUAGGUAUCGGCUGCGGUCCUCAAGAUAUGGGUCAAUUCGUUAUCUCACAUGUACCACUUGAAACUCGACGUAAAUUAGAAAAGCAAGUGUUCCGUGAAGCCUAUUACGAUAAACUUGUCGAAAAACUAAAAGCUAAAAAUGUAGAAAAAUUACCUACGUUUGAAGAGUGUUGGCAUGAAUAUGUUUAUGGAGGAGUCGAGCGUUGGGUUUGGUUAUUAGUGAUAUGCAACAGUAUCUUUCCAAAACCUGCUGGUGAUUAUUUUUAUAAUCAAGUAAAGGAUUUUGCAAAUGAUCAUGGAGUUAAUAUUGAAACGAUCGGAAUGCCAAGGGCAUGA